Acipenser ruthenus (sterlet) is the source of this 4589-nucleotide messenger RNA. Its product is annotated as delta-type opioid receptor-like. Gene Ontology annotation, molecular function: dynorphin receptor activity; neuropeptide binding. Bases 176 to 1294 code for a protein of 372 amino acids. The record is from RefSeq and is a predicted model, not a curated record. Lineage: Eukaryota; Metazoa; Chordata; Actinopteri; Acipenseriformes; Acipenseridae. Gene Ontology annotation, biological process: neuropeptide signaling pathway; G protein-coupled opioid receptor signaling pathway; sensory perception of pain. Gene Ontology annotation, cellular component: membrane; neuron projection. The transcript is spliced from 4 exons.
GAAAAGAGACUGUGUGAUGCAGUCAGCGCUGUGCUGUACAUCUACCAGUAAGGUGCUGAAGAAUCUUUUUCAGACGAAAUAUCAACAAAGUUUCUGAAACAUCUUCGAAGAUUAAAAUUUACCAGUACAGAAGAAGCAAUUUUGUGGAAAUACUGUGCCUACAGAUACUGGCGCAAUGGACACACCAGUGGAAAUUUUUAAAGAAGAUAAAUGCUUGUCAGACUUCUCAGAAGACUGUCUUACCAACAACACUUGGCUGUCUGGCUAUUUUGACGUUGACAAUUUCACUCACGAUGAUAACCAGUGGGCAAACCACACCAGGUCUCCAAUUAUUCCAAUUAUUACCGCUGUUUACUCGGUGGUGUUUGUGGUGGGCUUGCUAGGUAACUGCUUGGUCAUGUAUGUUAUUAUCAGAUAUACAAAGAUGAAAACGGCUACAAACAUCUACAUUUUUAAUUUAGCUGUGGCUGAUGCUCUUGUUACCACGACAAUGCCCUUUCAGAGUACGGACUACUUGUUAGGUACAUGGCCUUUUGGGGAAGUAGUCUGCAAAAUAUUUAUUUCAAUAGAUUACUAUAACAUGUUCACCAGCAUCUUCACAUUGACCAUGAUGAGUGUUGACCGGUACAUUGCUGUUUGCCACCCUGUAAAGGCCCUUGAUUUUCGCACACCGGUAAAGGCCAAGAUAAUUAACAUUUGUAUCUGGAUACUCUCAUCAGCAGCUGGUAUACCUGCACUGAUCCUGGGAAGCACAGAAACUAAUCAUGGUACCACAGAAUGUGCUUUGCAGUUCCCAGAACCGUAUGUGUACUGGGACACCCUCAUGAAAAUCUGUGUUUUCAUUUUUGCAUUCGUUGUGCCAGUUCUCAUCAUUACAGUGUGCUACACCUUAAUGAUCCUGCGCCUGAAGAGUGUCCGACUCCUGUCUGGCUCCAGGGAGAAGGACCGAAACUUGCGUCGCAUCACAAAGCUCGUGUUAGUGGUGGUGGCUGUUUUCAUCAUCUGUUGGACUCCCAUACACAUUUUCAUUUUGGUCAAGGCGUUAACAAAUGUUCCUGAAACCACGUCCUUGAUGGCAGCCUAUUUUUUCUGUGUAGCACUUGGCUACACCAACAGCAGCCUGAACCCCAUUCUUUACGCAUUUUUGGAUGAAAACUUCAAAAGAUGUUUUAAAGACUUCUGCAUCCCUUCAAAGCUAAAAACAGACCGCCAGAGUGCCAGCAGGGUGAAGAGUACUGUCCACAAUCCAACUUAUCACCAGGAAAAUGCUGAUGGAACCAGGAAACCAGUAUGACUAGCAGUGGAAAUGUCCUCUUUCUCCCCUCACAGAAGAGAAGAUUCACAUGAUCUAGGACUAACUCAGAUAACUUCUGCACUCUAAAUGAUUCGAGUAGUAUUCCCUACUGUUCACCGAGAAUAAACCACGCUUGUCAAAAUUAACAUAAAAAAGUUGAUAAAAAGUGUUAAUCGAAAAAAGAAUUCAAUUCAAUUCAAUUAAAUUACAUUAAAUUAAAUGUUUUUUGCUAUGCCAAGAUCAGUUUCCGAAUGUUGCAAAGCUAUACAGAAUGUUGUUAUUUGACCCUUUAAUUCCAAUAAAUACUGUAUGUAUUUAUGUUCUCAUGGCUGCACACAAACCAUGUGGACACAAUAGAUGAAUUUGAUACUCCUGCUAUUGAAGUUCAAUCUGACGUCUUUAAUAUAUCUGAAUUGAAUAUAAUAUUUUUAUUACAACUGUUUAUACCACUACAGUCUAAGGUCUUUAACCACUUUGGCUAGGUAUAUUUCAUGGUACCCUGUUUUAGUGGACUCAUUGUUGAAGAACUAUUUUUCUCAAGAAAGUGCCAGAGGGCGGGACAGAUACAACACAAAAUACUUGACUUCUAUUUCCCCAAGUAUCUGUCGAGAGUUGAUCUACUAUUUCGAUUUUUGGAUUGAUCGUGAGCACAGUGGGAAAUGGAUGGCACUGUUAUAAAAUGCACAAUUGAAAUGUCUUCUCACUCCUGUUACCAUAUACCAUCCCAUCAAGAAUGAAGAACAAUGGCCUGACCUCCACUAACACUAGUUGAUUUUCCUCCCUAACCCUUGAGAGUACAGACAAAUCUCUCCAAACUCAGCACAACCAGGAUUUGAAGCUGCAAGCUCAUGAUCACAUAACUCAUCUUGUACUCCAAACAGCAGUGCCUUUAUUAGGUGACCCCUGGGUCUUAGGUACAGCAAGUUAUAUUCUUCAUGUUAUUCAGACAUUUUACUGUUAGUAUCCUAAUUAAUAACAAGGGUUUUUAGUAAAAAGAAGCCACAAUUAAAAUCCUUAUUGACGACUCAAUUUUUCUUGCCAAAAACAAAUUCUUAUCUUUUAAGCAACUCUAUUGCAAGAACAUAUAUUUGUAGUGUGCCAAACUAAAGUUUACUAAGUUAUCAUUUUCCUAUUCCAGGGUCUCCUCACUGCACAGAAUAUUAUAUUUUAACUUUGUUUUUAAAAUCUUGGCGUGCAACUGAAUGUGAUUGUUGAUGGCCCCUUUUUGUUUUUAUCAUUCAUAGAAUAUCGUAUAGGGUGCUGUGUGAUACAAGCUGAUAUUCAUUUCAAGAAGUCAAAGUGGCUACCCAGAGUGGCUUUGCCCUAACCUUAGGUGGGUAAAAAUCUUACUAUAUAUUACUUUAUAAUAAAAACAGUAUAGCUUAUUUUAAUGUGAGAUCAUGUCCAUCUGAUACAAGCUACAUUGUCUGAAGAAAAUGAAUUUCAGAAUGUAGUAUCACAUCAAUACCAGGGUUUACUAUAAAGUAUAUUCUCAUUGUAUUCUGGCACUUCAGCCUUUUCUAAAACUCACUUUUUAUAGGAAUUAAGGAAGAAAAUACCAAUAUUCAUAAUUCCACUUUAUUUAUCAGUUUAAUAUAAUUUAUUUUAUUUAGUCUGUUUGAUAUAUUGAGAUUGAGAUUUGACUGUGGGCUAAUUUAUCUGUUAUUUCUCUAAUAUUAUUUAAUAGAAAUGUUCGACCUAUAAAUGUCGAGGGCCUGCAAUUCACUAAUGAAGUAUUGAAUAAUUCAUUUCUACUGUACAGAAAUCAAAUGACAUACUUAAAUGCAGCAUUUUUAGUCUGUAUUUUCAAGUUAAUGUGGUCUUUUAUUCGUGGACAAUUGUUAAUUAUCUGUUAGCUAAGUCAUAACGUCUUAGGCCACAAGUGUCCUUUUCAAUAUGUCCAGGACUCUAUAUGCCUUCUGUUAGAAUUUAAACACAAAUAUUGCCAAAGAGAAAAUAAGAAAUGUAUUAUAUAACCAUAUACAUACAACACAUAAUGUGUACAGAAAACUAAGAGUGCAGAGAUGCAUACUAUGCUGCAAGUGGCAUCAGACCUCAGAAUUUAUUGCAUUGUCUGUUAUUGAUAUUAAUCAAAUUUCAUGCAUUUCAUUGAUUUGUUUGAUUAUUUAGUAGUACACAUAUUAUAAUUUUGAGAAUAGCUGAAUUAAACCAGAAACAAAUCAAAUCAAACAAAUGUAUAUUGUUUUGUGCAGUGGUUAAUUAAUUUGUGAUGUAAUUUACUAAUGGUUAUCAGUAUCACUGUGUUUGUUGCCGUGUAGAAUGAAUAGUAUAAUAACAUUAUGCUUUACUGUGUUAAAAUCCUGGACUAGAAUUUUAAACUGAAUUUGACAGAGGGCUUUAAAACUCAUUUGACUAUAUAAUAUGUUUAUUGAGUUUAGUUUUAAAAAUGACAUUAACUGCACAGUAACAUUUUUAGGCGUAUUUGUAAAGCACAUUUCAAGCUUGAUGCAGCUUUUAGGAAAUAUCUACAAACAGAUGCUGUAUACAGAAAUUAAAACAGUCACACUGUAUUUUAAACAACAAAUUCCAGUAAUUACCUGCAAUUCUCUGUUACAUAUUAAUAACUAAUAAUUAUUAUUAAUAAUAAUAUUAAUGGAAUAUAUACCACAUACACUUCUGCUUGCCUCAGCUAAUAAAACUUUCUAUAGCUGAAAGUAAUUGUAUUUUAUUAUGUGUUUGAAAUGAUAUUAUUUUGUUUUCUACAAAAUAAUAAACCACAAAAUAGUUACCUUUAAAUGUACAUAUAAAUGAGAAAUACAAAGGUGUAUAUUUGUUUAUGCUGCUCUUGAUUUUGUGUAACAGCUCUGGGAUGAGAUUUUUUUUUUUUCACUUGAGUUUCUUAAGCAAGUGAAUAUGUGAGAGUUUAGUGACUAACCAGUUUUCUCUUGUUACCGCUGUACAUUUUGAAUAUCCUGUAACUCUGUGUACUUGCAUUAGAUUGUAAAUUAUGAAAAUGUACAAUCAACGAUGUUCUCCAAAUAAUGCUUACUACGUCUUGUUUAGGCACAACGUCUAUCUGUUUGCCCACUAGAACAUCCUUAUGCUGUAGCUGCUGUUAUAAAUUGUUUUAAAAAAAUGUAAAAUGUAAAUAUUCUCUAUUGGUCUGAAUGUUAUGUUCUGAUUACGUAAUCUAUAAACAAUAAUAACAAAAAAAAUAGCACCUAUGGUAGAUGAUCUAUAAUUUCUUUAUGAUUCUUUUUAUGAUUACUGUAGCGUGUUUGUUGGGCUUUUGUUAAAUGGAUUUAUCUAUUAAAUAUAUAUUAUUAGAUUAAAA